Exophiala bonariae is the source of this 2946-nucleotide messenger RNA. RefSeq lists its product as uncharacterized. The record is from RefSeq and is a predicted model, not a curated record. Gene Ontology annotation, cellular component: membrane. Gene Ontology annotation, molecular function: calcium channel activity; calcium ion binding. The coding region runs from base 1 to 2946 and encodes 981 amino acids. Lineage: Eukaryota; Fungi; Ascomycota; Eurotiomycetes; Chaetothyriales; Herpotrichiellaceae. Gene Ontology annotation, biological process: intracellular calcium ion homeostasis; calcium ion transmembrane transport. The transcript has a single exon.
AUGACCACCCCGGUGAAAGAACUCCCGCGGUUUGAAUUCGACGCUCCCACCAUACGCUCUUCUGACGAGGAGCAAACUGUGGUCGGGCAGCAUGAUCAUCAGAACGGCAAUGGUUCCGUCGAUAGUCACGCAUUAAAAGAGAGGCUGAACGUCGAGGCUCUGAAAGAAACCCCAACUCGUUAUGACGAUGAUGCCUUGCGCUCUCCCUCGCACGAUCGAGAGCAAGCAAAUCGUCUCGCAGAUGAAAUUGCCAUGCAAAAGGCCGAACGCCUGGUGACCUCUGUCUCCGAGAUAGACGGACGAAACUCCACUACCCUGCAACGCUCAAGAUCGAGAGCUCCCGAACCCAUCGACGACUUUGAUGCCGCCACAAACCCUCUGCACGAGCGGACUGCUGUAUACAAACCUCCGGAGAAUCCAACUACAAAAGUCGCCAAGUUCUUCAAGUACGUCCAUGAGUCAAGUUGGCUCCUUCGAUACUUCACAUACAUCGUCCCCGUCACCCUCAUACUCCUCACACCCGUCCUCAUCGGUGCCCUGACUGCCCCGGGGAAGAAUGCAAACGUUGGAAGUGUCGAAUUAUUAUGGUUCGGUGUCUGGCUGGAGAUUAUCUGGCUGACUCUAUGGGCGGGUCGGAUUUUGGCCAAAUGUGUUCCCUGGCCUCUGGGUCUUGUCUCCAGUCUGUUCACCAACAAUUCCAAGAAAUGGCGCGAUUUUGGCAAGCAACUUGAGGUUCCUUUGACCCUAUUCCUCUGGUUCCUGGCCAUCGAGGUUUCAUUCCUUCCUAUCAUGAGCAAUCGCCGCAUCAAUGGCCAAGUGGGUACCACUUCCUGGAUGAGAACCAUGAACAAAGUCAUAAUCGCCCUGUUUGUCGCAGCUUGUCUCAACCUGGGUGAAAAAAUUAUCAUUCAACUCAUUGCCAUAUCAUUUCACCUGCGCACUUAUGCCGACCGCAUCGAAUUAAACAAGUUCCAGAUUGGGAGCUUGACCAAGCUCUACAUCUUUUCAAAGGGCAAGAUUCAAAUGGCCGACCAUGAGUUCAGGGAGAAAACCAGCAACCCUCCUUCUGGCGCACGCACUCCAGCUGCAUAUGUCGGCAAGGCAACUCAAGCGGUCAACAAGGCUGUGGCCAAAGUUGGUGAUGUCGCUGGAGCCGUGGCCGGAGACUUUACUGGUCAAGAAGUUCAGAAGAGCGGUUCCCCUUCUCAGGUCAUUUUAGAGCUCCUCAGAUCGACAGCUGGAUCACAAGUACUGGCCAGAAGACUAUAUCGAACCUUUGCAUUAGAAGGCGAAACAACCGUGUCCUCCGAAGAACUCAAAGUGGCUUUCGACAACAACGAUGAAGCCGAGGCCGCCUUCAGCAUGUUCGACAAGGAUAUGAAUGGCGACAUUUCCAUGGAAGAGCUCGAAGCUGUCUGUGUCGAAAUUGGCCGCGAGAGAAAAUCCAUCACAGCAUCCUUGAAAGACUUGGAUUCCGUUGUCAGCAAACUGGACGAUGUCCUCUCGUUUGUCGUAUUCAUCAUCUUCGUCCUCGUCUUGAUCUCGCUGCUUUCCACCUCUGCCGCCGGCGUGUUGACAUCUGCCGGUUCUGCUGUCCUAGCCUUGUCCUGGCUCUUCUCCGCCACAGCACAAGAGUUCCUCCAAUCAGUUGUCUUUGUCUUCGUGAAGCAUCCUUUCGACGUUGGUGAUCGGGUGUCAAUUUAUGGAAAUACUGGAGCACAACUGAAAGGUGAUGAUUACUUUGUCAAAGAGAUCGCACUCCUCUACACUGAAUUCAAGAAGAUGGAAGGUCACAUUGUUCAGGCGCCUAACUCCUAUCUCAACACUCUCUUCAUUCUCAACAUGCGCAGAUCAGGGGGUUUGGCUGAAGCUGUGCCGAUCGUUAUUCGCUUCGGAACAACCAUUGACCAAAUUGAUGCCAUGAGAGGGUCGCUUCUUGAAUUCGUUCGGGACCAAAAGCGUGAGUAUCAGCCUAACAUUCUGACAGAACUACGAGAGGUGACGGAAGCAUACUCUUUGACUCUGAAUGUCGUCUUCUUUUACAAGACCAAUUGGCAGAACGAGUUGGUUCGUUUGACCAGACGUAAUAAAUUUAUCUCUGCGUUGAUGCUGGCGAUGCAACAACAUGGUAUUGAGGGCCCACGUCGCAACAAUGCAGGCUGGAGAGAUGACAUUCCUCUGCAUCUCAACUACCCACCUGGAGCGUCUCCAUCCCAAGACCCUCAAUUGACUGAUAACGGCAUUAAUGGUGCGCCUAUGGGAGAACAUGUUGGUACGUCUGGUGAUGUGCCCCCUCGAGCAGGUCCUUCGAUCCUUAGAAAGAAACCCAGCACUGGUCAAAUUGGCCGAGCUCGUGCAGAAUCCAUCACAUCCAUGGCAAAACGUGUCGACUUCUCCUUGGGUAUGAGGGAUGUUGAAGCCAUGGGCGACCCAUACGAGGAUAGAUCACCAUCACAAACACAAUUCCGCAACGUCAUCCGUGAGACCAACAGAAUCGAGGAAGAACGUCGUGAUAGUGAACAAGGACGAGAGUCGGCAGAAGUCGUUCGAGCAUCAGGCCGCUCAAACUCUAGAAGAGAUCGCUCUGGAUCCGUAUCCCAUCAAACCGGGGGUGGCUUCAUCCGCCGGUCGACCGAGCCAUUUGGGCAUCGUAAUAGCGUUAGCAGCGUUGGAACGCACCGGAACAGAUUCAUGGGCUGGUCGCGUGGUAAUCACAGUAUGGACCGAGCACGAGAUGUCGAGGAAGGCGAGCACCUCCAUCACCAUCAUGGUGCAAUCGAUCCUCGAACAGGGCAUGUGUCGAGCCAGGCGGUACGAAUGGAUUCAAUCACUUCAACGAUACCGGAAGUCCAGGGUGCCGCACUGGCCCCAGCGGCCUCACACAGCGAAGACUGGGAGUUGAGACGACUACAGGAUUCAGCAUCCUCCAUCAGAAAAGUGCAGUGA